Messenger RNA from Sorghum bicolor (sorghum), 513 nucleotides. RefSeq names its product protein LATE FLOWERING. Lineage: Eukaryota; Viridiplantae; Streptophyta; Magnoliopsida; Poales; Poaceae. Gene Ontology annotation, molecular function: DNA-binding transcription factor activity. The record is from RefSeq and is a predicted model, not a curated record. The coding region runs from base 1 to 513 and encodes 170 amino acids. The transcript has a single exon.
AUGGAGGCCUCUCAUCGUGAUCCACCUUCUUCCGACGCAAGCGGCGGCGGCGCAUCUGCGCGGCAGUUUCCAUGCCUGUUUUGCAACAAGACGUUCCUCAAGUCACAGGCGCUGGGCGGUCACCAGAACGCGCACAAGAAGGACCGCUGGAACCCUUCCGGCAACUCGUACGCCGCCAGGCUCGAGCUCGACGCGCUCGCGGCCCGUCCUGCACUUCGUCCCGCCGCGUCGACGACGACGCCACUCGUGGCAGGCUGUCCACAGUGCGCUGGGAUUGUCACAGUUGGCCCCGCGCUGCGCUUGGUGGAGCUGGAGAGGAAGGCUGGUGGGCACGCCCACGCGCCGGCGGCCAUGGACGGCGGUGCCGACCACCACUACGACCACGGCGCCGGUCUGGUCGAUGGCGACGUGUUCAACUGGACCCGGAGCACGCAGCAGGCCCCUGCACAGGCGACGGCGAGCACCUUCGCCGCCAGGGGCAGCGAGGAGCCCGAUCUCGAGCUGAGGCUCUAG